GAACCACUAGUCUGAUAGAUAUGGUUCGGAUGCAGCUGACAUGUGUGGUCGGGGUAGCCUGUUUGAUAUUCGAGGCUCUCAGUUGUUCCAGUGAUUCCCUUGUUAAUGGGCCUAAUGGAGUAGACAACUCGUCCAUGACGUCAUCAAGGGAUUGGUCAUUGCCAGGGACAAGUAUAUGUCUAGCUCAUCUUGGGAGAUUAAAUAUGCAGCCCUACUUUGUGGAUGACGGGACUGAAUACAGCGCCUGGUGUGCUCCUACAAACACCCAAACAGACUACUUACAGGUAGAAUUUGCAAGCUUGAAGACGGUGUCAGCCAUCUCUACUCAGGGGAGGGUUCAAAGCCCAAGUGGGCCUACCUUUUCCUUCUACACGAAGUCUUACCUCGUCCGAUACAGCAACGACGGCAUCACCUGGACUGACGUAAUGGAGAAUAAUUCUCCAAAGGUAUUUCCAGGAAAUACUGACCGAGAAACUGUAGUAACGAACAAUCUCCCCGCUCCUGUGGCCACUAAAUACAUCCGGGUAGUUCCACAGUCGUGGUCCGUGUCGGUCUGUUUACGCAUCGACAUUCUGGGAUGUGAUGCGACUGUUCCGAGUUGUGCAACGAAUGUGUUCCUAGUAAAUGGUCCAUACGGAGUAGAUAACUCUUCUAUGACUUCAUCAAGGGAUUGGUCGGUUCCAGGGACAAGUGUGUGUCCAGCAUAUGUUGGCAGACUGCAUAUGCAGCCCUACUUCGGUAGUGAUGGGACAGAGUACAGUUCUUGGGCACCGCCUUCAAACACUCUAACAGACUACCUACAGGUAGAAUUCGCUAGCCUGAAGACAAUGGUAGCUGUUUUUACCCAGGGAAGGGCACAGAGUUCCAGAUAUCCCAGUUCUAUAUUUUACACGAAGUCUUACCUUGUACGGUACAGCAAUGACGGUGUUGUCUGGACUGACGUCACAGAGAAUAAUUCUCCAAAGGUAUUUCCAGGAAAUGUUGACCGGGAUACUGUAGUGACGAAUUACCUCCCUUCUCCUGUGACAGCGAAGUUCGUUCGGUUAGUUCCACAGUCUUGGCAAUCAUCUGUUUGCUUACGAAUCGACAUUCUUGGAUGUGAUGUGUCUGCUGUAGAGCCCGUGUCUGUUAACCGCUCGCGGAACGGGACCUUAUGGGGCUAUGCUGGAGUGGCACCCGGGAGUGUUUCUAUCACAAAUAUCACUGUGAAUACAACGACAAGAAGUAAAGUGGAAUGUGUCACCGUGUGUACAACAACAGAACAGUGCCUGGUCGUCUCUUUUGAAAAGGCCACGUACCAGUGUAUCGGCUAUGGAACAACGAAUGUUAUUGGAUCUUUUACACCGAGCGACCCCAACGUGAUGUCUCCCGAUUCUUACAACACAUUAUACUUUAACUACGGUACGGUUGUACAGUUGAUCACUAUUGUGUAAUUGUAACGAUUUCUUCCUUUCAACUCUGGGAAAGUAAAUGAUUUUCGAUAUGGAAUCAACACCUUUACGGUGGUAGAUCCAGACGGUUUUCCUGACUACAAAACCUCCAUCACCACCACCGUGAAAUUUUAUUUUUAAACAAUGUACUUGCCCUAUUUUUAUGUCACCUAGC
This is a messenger RNA of Mizuhopecten yessoensis (Yesso scallop), 1605 nucleotides long. Its product is annotated as EGF-like repeat and discoidin I-like domain-containing protein 3. The coding region runs from base 21 to 1433 and encodes 470 amino acids. NCBI's taxonomy places the organism in Eukaryota, Metazoa, Mollusca, Bivalvia, Pectinida, Pectinidae. The record is from RefSeq and is a predicted model, not a curated record. The transcript has 8 exons.